Halichondria panicea is the source of this 3402-nucleotide messenger RNA. RefSeq names its product TBC1 domain family member 31-like. Lineage: Eukaryota; Metazoa; Porifera; Demospongiae; Suberitida; Halichondriidae. The record is from RefSeq and is a predicted model, not a curated record. Gene Ontology annotation, molecular function: protein binding. The transcript has 19 exons. The coding region runs from base 83 to 3244 and encodes 1053 amino acids. Gene Ontology annotation, cellular component: centrosome.
CUUCGACCUCAAAACUGGACUUUGACCCUGCACGAAAUUUAACUGUGAAGAUAGAAGACAGCUCAUCCUUUGAGGCUGUGAUAUGGCCCACAUGCUGAUAGACCUCCAUGGCAAGGAGUCCGGGAGCAUUUGGACACGAAGACCUUCCCCUGUCAUAAAGAAUGGACUAUAUCUAGAAGUGAGUAACACGAAAUCCGGUCUCACUACACAAGGACGGCACCUUCAAUUCACAAGAGUGGCGUUUGGUAGUCAUGGCAACUGGUUUGUUGCCGGUGACCAACACGGACAUUUGUUCCUGUUUGACUUGGCCCGUAACAAGUACAAGCUGUUACACAAGGCUGGUCAGUCAUGCACGGCCCUGGGUGCAUGCAUCAGUCGACCCAACGAGGUGCUCAUGGCUCUCGCUGACUACACACUGCGCUGCAUCGAUGUUGAUACAAAUGAGGUGGUAGCCACCCUGCGAGGUCACGAGGCGUGUGUCAAGAGCCUGUCCCUAGCCAGCUCUGGUCGCCACCUGUUGGCCGUCUCCUCACGAGACUCUGUCCUCUGGGACCUCGACUCGUUUACCAGGGUACGCACCCUCAGUGGUGGACAGGAGGUCGGAGUUCAGGAUGUGUUCUACCUGCCCUUCUCUAAUACCAUCAUCUCCUGUUUCAAAGACGACUCCAUCCACGCCUGGGACGCAGACACUCUCGAUUACAAGUACGCCAUCCCUCCUCCACACAGCCCCACCCCUCACUACCGAUCUUUUGUUGCCUCCAAUGAUGGCCGACUCCUAGUGGCUGGGGGGCGAUCCAACUUCAUCCAUAUAUGGAAGACGGAGAGUAGACAAUUGUUGAGGAUCGUACAGCUGCCCUCGAAGGUCCGACUAGUGAAACAGCUGCUCUUCCUAAACAACAACAUGGACGGAGACUCUAGCGAGAGCUUGGGGUUCCUGGCUCAAGAUGGUAUCCUGCGGUUCAUAGAUAUUCACACGUGCAAGCUCCUCUUCCAACUGGGUUCCCAAGAGAACAGGCUGUCCUCGGCUCAUGCCAGUCCUGAUGGGGCCACCAUCACCUGUGUCAGUGAGAGAGGCAAUCUGUUACUGUAUGAUGUCCCCGCGGCCUCGCAUAACCUGCACAAGCCUCCAGCUCCUCUGGUGAAAAUGGUGGAAUACCCCAGAUCAGAGGACAAAAUCAAGCCAACGAAAAUGGCGUCUGGUGAUGAACCGCUCGACAGCAUCUCACGAGAGAAAUCUCCUCCAUUGAUUUCUCACAAGACUCUGACUAAGGCUAGAGACGUGCAGGAGCAGGAAGUGGGUGUGGCUAACAGUGGUCGGCUGAAGGUGGACAAACUCCUCUCCAUCUUAAAGGGCUACGGAGAGUACCCAUCCAAAUACAGGACGUUCAUAUGGCGUUGUCUACUACGUCUCCCUGACAACUACAAUGCAUACUCCUCCCUCCUGGACAAGGGCACCCACCCUGCCUUCAUCACCCUGCAUCAGACCUACCCCAUCAAGAGCAGGAAGCUACUCAGAGUACUACAGAGGACACUGUCAGCGCUUGGUCACUGGGCGUCCAUAUUUGCAGAGACCCCCUAUCUUCCCGGACUGGUGUUCCCCUUUGUGAAGCUGUUCCAGAACAACCAGCUGGUCACCUUUGAGCUCCUAGCCACCAUACUCCUGAACUGGUGCAGUCAGUGGUUUGAGUAUUUCCCCAACCCUCCUCUCAACGUGCUGGCCAUGGUCGAGAACACUCUGGCACAUCACGAUGCUACACUACUGGAGCACCUCAUCAAGCAUGGAGUCACCUCACAUCUGUAUGUGUGGCCCCUGAUGGAGACCCUGUUCUCUGAGGUGCUCUCUCGUGACGGCUGGCUGCGUCUGUGGGACAAUGCCCUCUCCAACCAUCCCGGGUUCCUGCUCCUCCUGGUCACCUCCUACCUUGUCUCUGCUCGUGGGGCUCUCCUGCAGUGUGCUCGCAUCGAGGACUUUCAGUACUUCUUCCAUCACACGUCAACAGUGGACGUUGGAGCAGUCGUUCAGGAGGCCUAUCACAUGCAACAGACCACACCCCCUGACAUCCAUCCAGAGAAACUCCUCCCCUCGUUUGAGCCGCUAACGAGAGGGGCUUACCCCGUGUUCAACAAGUACCCCAAGUUCAUUGUCGACUAUCAGAUAGUCGAGAGAGAGAGAAUUCGCAAAGAGGAGCUAGACUACCUCCGUGAGAGACAGAGUGCUCUUGAGCUGGAGAGACUGACAGAGCAGCGACGACUGGAGGAGGAGGCAUGGACCCGCCAGCAAGCACUGCUCAUGGAUGCUGAGGAACAACGUCGGAAAAUGAUUCAGGUGGAGGACAUGAGGCUCACCGAUCAGAGGGCAAGACUGCAGGCGCUGAAGAGGGAGAUCAAAGUGAAGGAGGUCAAUGUGUUGGAUGCAGCCAGACAUAGGUUCCUCUCCAACCAGCAGACAGUGCGUGAGACAGAGCUGGCCAGGAUGGACACCGAGAUACAGAGGAAGGUGACCCAGCGUGAGAGAGAGACAAAGAAUGUGCUGACUGACAUUGAGACACGGGCUCUGGAGUUGGAGAGACAGAAAGCCCUCCUCGAGCAGGAGCUGGCCCGCUCUCAAGAGGAGAUGUUGUAUCGUCUUCGAACGGACAUGGCCACUCAGGGUCAUCGUCACGAGGUGGAGCAGGGCAUGUUGGAGAGAGCUGUGGAAGAGGAUGCUGCCAGAGAGAGGAGCAAACUGGAGGCUGCUCAGGCUAAAUUGGCUCGUAGUCAGGCAGAGCUGGCCAACACCCGGAUACUGGCCGAAGCUGGAGCACGGAGGACACUCGGGGACGUGGAAAGGGAUAUCAAUACAGAGGAGGUUGUCAUUAAGGCACGUGAGACUCGGUUCAAGGAGAAGCAACUCCGUUCACUCACUGAGGAUCUCACAAAAACUCACCUGGAUCAACACAAACAAGAGCUUAGAGUGGGAAAGAACAUUCAGUCCCGUGCCUCGUACCCGAGUGGAGUGGGUGGUGAAUUGGGCGUGUCCCAGAGGGAAAGAAUAGCUGUGACCUCUAUGACCUCUAGCUCUGAGGACCCCAGCACUACAGGCAGCAGCUCUUACGGACACUCAGCGUUGGACUGGUCUCGUCGUCGUGACGUCCUGGACAGACAAGAAGCUGACCUGCUCUCACGAGUGAACGAGGUACGACAGAGGGUGGUUGCAGGACAGGUCAACUCCACAACCUCGUACACUAACUCCAGACACCUCUGAAUAAUUCAAUUCUAACACUCUUACAUGUACAUGUAUUUAUCGGACACUCGGUGUAUUAUUCUACAAGUUAAUAAUUGUCGUUGACAAGCUUGUCUGGUUUUAUCCUCAUCCCUUUCAUUCAUACAAACGUGUACAUGACUGUAUAAUUUUGACGAGUC